AUGGUGAGCUACCUGCAGUGGAAGGGGGUAGAGAAAGAGAUUGCAGCAGCAGGGACAGCAACUACAUCGGACAAGGUAGAGGAUCUCUUGGAAGAAAAGGAGAGUGAGGGAGUUGGUGAUGAAAAAGAUGAGGAGAUCGAAGAUGUGGAACGGGCAGAUUCAGUUGAUUGGGUGUGGGAGAAGGCACCAGCCAGGGAAGCGGAUGAAAACAAGGGAGUGGAGAUAGCAGGGGAGCAGCCAAGCAAGGAAGUAGCUGAGGGUGUCAACGAUGAAGUGGCUAGAGAAGAGAGAGAUGAAGAAUCAGCAGCUGAAGGAAGUAGCGAUCCCUGGAAGUUCCUGAAUAGUGGUGACAACCAGGCAGCAGAGAAGGAGAUAGAGGACUUACUUGAGGAGGGCGCCAUCGUGAUUGGAAGGGAAGUAAAGGAUGGAGAAGGGAAAGCAUUGACGGAUUCCAGUGAGGAAGAGGUCGAAUCAUCUGCAGAGGAGUUGGGGAAAGGAAAGAGGGUGAAGAAACCAAACCCUCGGUAUGCGCAACUGCUGAUGACGUGCUGGAAGGACAUCCAUACCCAUCUCCUACUCUCUGCCACAGCAACUGACCUAGUCUCCAAUGAAGGGAAAGAUCUGCAUAUCCUUGCUUUGCUCCCAAGCCUCACCCAUCUCUCCGUGUCGGAAAGGAUCUCUCAAUUUCAACCAAGGCCGCUGCCUUCUCCUCCCUUCUCGUUCGCGCAUCUGCCAUCGCUCAAGUCGUUGGAUCUGGGUAGCAGCUGCCCACCGUUCGACGUUAUGUUCCCCUCAGAAUCGCCGUGCAGCCUCUUGGAACGCCUCACGCUCAGCCAGUGCGAUGAGCUCGCCUCGUUCCCGAACGAUCUUGAAGACCGCUUGCCGUGUCUCCGCGAGCUGACCAUCAGCGAAUGCAGGUCGUUCUUCGAGCAACCCCAGCAGCUCACCUCCCUGACCAACCUGCGCCGCUUGAAGCUUUCGGACUGCAGCUUCGCCGGUCUGCCUCACGAUUUCGGCGAGCUGCCCGCGCUGAAAACGCUCGUGCUGCACAAACUCAAUGUGGACCUCCCUGCCUCGUGCAGCCAGCUCAAGACUCUAGAGACGCUGUUAGUCACAGACUGCGCACACCUACGCGAGUUACCAGAGGGGUUCGGUGCUCUCACUGCGCUCAAAACCCUGUGCCUUGCAGGCUCACCUCCUCUGAUCCUGCCUGACGACAUCGGAGAUCUCACCAACCUGCAGACUCUCUUCCUGAAGUCGUACCAGCAACGCCAUCUGCUUCCCUCCUCCUUCACCCACCUAGCGUCACUGACAAGGCUUGAGCUUCAGGACUGCGCGUUGGCAGAGCUCCCAGAGGCAAUGGGGGAGCUGAGGUGCCUGCGGGAGCUCUACAUCCAAUCCUGCUCGCACCUCCAGAAACUCUCAGACUCCGUUUCAGCCCUCCUGGGCCUCGAAAUCCUCAAGGUUGACAGCUGCAGCAGCCUUUUCUCGGUGCCUAGGAGUUGUGUGAACCUGACGAGGCUGAAGGAGUUGGAGCUGACCGGCUGUGGGUUGCUGAGAAAAGCUCCCGAGUUCUUGCCGGCCUCGCUAGAAGCACUAAGCGUGGGGUGUUUACAUCAGGUCACCCGUCUGCCAGGUGUCUAUCAUCUUCCAUGCUUUGAAAAAGCAAGCCUGUACAUGGCGGUUUUCCCUUCCGCACUCUCCAGAAGCCUUUCCUCUCUGGAGCACUUGAAGCUGUACUUGGCUUGGGAGGAGGAGUUCCCGUUUCCACUAACGGCAUUUCCUCACCUCCGCACCCUGUCAAUCCUAAACACUGGAGUCCUGAAGCUUCCAGAUUUUUCCCGCUCGUCAUUGCAAGAGUUGCGUCAACUAGCAAUACUCCUGCCGGAAUUGACAGAACUCCCACCGACCAUUGCAGCCCUCCGGAAGCUCACAUACAUGGAGGUCAGGGCCCCCAAGGUCUCCUCACUUCCUGAUUCACUCAUGGCGCUCACCCGAUUAUGCAAGUUGAUUCUGUCCGAUGGCCAAUCUCUCACACACCUCCCUGCUUCCCUCACUCAGCUGUCCUGCCUCUGUGAGCUACGGGUCCACCAGGGCUCCAUUACUUGUCUUCCUCCCAACUUCUCUCGCCUUAGCAGGCUGCAGAUUCUGGACUUGGAGGAUUGCAAAGAGCUAGAGGCUCUGCCCGAAGAUCUAGGAGAGCUGAAGCUGCUGAUGAUUUUGAACGCUAGGGGUUGUGACAAGCUGCACGAUGAUGAAGGCCAACUUCUCCUGCCUGAGGGGUGCAAUUCGUACCGUUGGAGGUUUUAG
Closterium sp. Yama58-4 is the source of this 2310-nucleotide messenger RNA. Lineage: Eukaryota; Viridiplantae; Streptophyta; Zygnematophyceae; Desmidiales; Closteriaceae. The record is from the annotation of a GenBank genome assembly.